Chara braunii is the source of this 892-nucleotide messenger RNA. The record is from the annotation of a GenBank genome assembly. NCBI's taxonomy places the organism in Eukaryota, Viridiplantae, Streptophyta, Charophyceae, Charales, Characeae.
AUUCGGUGUCUGGUGAACGAAACGAAGACCGUGUUUGGCAGCUUCGAGGGUGCUGCAACAUGAGUUCGAGUGGAUAUGGCGAUGGAGGGAAUGGAGGCGGCGGUGGAAACUGGAAUGGGGGAGAGGGUCCUGGGGGUAGUAACGAAGGAGGUAACGGGGGCUGGCAAGGAGGGAACAACGGAGGAGGUAACGGGGGUUGGCAAGGAGGGAAUAAUGACAAUUCUAGUGAAGGAAAUGGAGGAUGGAACGGAGGUGGCAAGUGGAACGGUGGAGGUCCUGGUAAUAACGGAAGUGGGAAUCGGAGUAAUGGGAAUGGAAAUGGAUGGAAUAAUGGAGGUGGGAAUGGUUGGAAUGGGAAUGGUGGGAAUUGAAAUGGUAACGGAGGUGGCACAUGAAACUCGAACGGUGGAAAUGGGAACGGGGGCCGUGGCAAUGGGAUGGGGGGAGUAACGGAAACAAUGGAGGAGGCGAUUGGAAGCGCUCUGCAAGGUGCUAUAAUUGUAACCAAUACGGACAUAUCAGUCGCGAGUGCAACGCACCUCGACAGUGGAAUCAACAGGGAGGAGGGAACGGUGGGCGGAUGGUUCAAGAUGGAGCAAGUAGCUCAGGCAUGACGAAUGAACCCAUCAUAGCAACGGGACUGAGUAAGGACCUGGAAGAAUCCUUAAAAAGAGUCUGCUUAUACACGAAUUUAAAGAUUGAGAAACAAGAGAGACGGGAGGCAGAAAUAAGAGAAGCAGAGGAGACGAGAAAGCGAGAUGAAGCGGAAAGAGUGGCGAAGGAAGAGCAAGCGAAAGUUGAGUUGGUCAAGAAGAAAGCCAAGGAGGAUAAGGAAGCCAAGCGAGAGAAGAGGAUGGAACAACGACUAGCGAAACAAAAGCAGACGUUGCGA